ACGAAUCAAGCGCAUUGUUGGGAUUUAGCCUUCACAGGGGAGUGAAGUCCUCCCCCACGGGAGGGGCCGGUAAACCCACAUGACGUCACAGGUGUGGGUGUUUAAAAACACCGGACACUUUGACAAACUAGUCAAGUUGCUAUAUUAAUCUCUCUGCGGCACCAUGCAAAGCCCACCGAAACCUCAGUUCGCCAGCUGGCUCAUCGAGCAAGUGGAGACGGGCCAGUACACGGGACUCUGCUACGUGGACCAGAACAAGUUCCGAGUGCCGUGGAAGCACAACUCCAGGAAAGACUGCAACGAUGAGGACAACAAAAUAUUCCGGGCCUGGGCAGUGGCGAGUGGCAAAAUCAACGAGUUCCCCAAUGACAAGGCCAGGUGGAAAACCAACUUCCGCUGCGCUCUCAACAACCUCUCCCUGCGCUUCAGGAUGAUCAAAGAUAAUUCCAGGAAUCAGGACGACCCUCACAAGAUCUACGAGAUCAUCAACACCGACUGCAGCUAUGAAGGUUUGCCAGGGCUGGACUCCCAGGAGGAUUCUGACAUGACUCCAGAUAUCUUCAGCCCAACCAUUGAGAAUUUGGCAACAGGAAAUGAGCACAAUCUACAUCAGGAUUUCAUGGCUUUGGGUAUCGGCAGCCAACCAGCAGAGGAGCAGUUGUGGGCGGAGAAUGACGUCCAGCAUGAAAAUCCUGUCUUCAGUAGCGGUCCUACUGCAACCGAGAACCUCCAGCAAUAUUUACCGGGUGAUCAGCUGGUCUACAAUCAAGCAGUAAUUCCUGCGCCGAUGCUCUGUCCACCUCAGCAGCCCAGUCUGUAUCACCUGGAGAUCUCCAUCCACUACAGGAAGAAGGAGAUGCUGAAAACGACGCUGAACACCAACCGUCUCCAGCUCCACUACCAAAGCGAGGAGCCCGACUUCAACUCCUUUCAUCUCUGCUUUCCUUCCACCGAGGGCCUGCUGGACCGCAAACAGAUUGAUUACACCAACCGCAUCCUGAACAGCAUACAGCGCGGCCUGCUCCUGGAGGUACAGGAGACCGGUAUCUACGCCCGGAGGCAGGACACAUGCCACGUGUUCGCCAGCACCAGCGACCCCAGCGUAGCUCAUCCGAAUCCCCAAAAGCUGCCCAAAAACACCAUGGUGCAGCUCCUCAGUUUUGACAAAUAUGUUAACGAGCUUAAACAGUUCAAGGACAACAAUGGCCGCUCUCCUGAAUACACCAUCAACAUGUGCUUUGGGGAGAAGUUCCCAGAUGGGAAAGCGCUGGAAAAGAAGCUCAUCGUUGUGAAAGUCGUGCCUCUGAUUUGCCGAUACUUUCACGACAUGGCCCAGAUGGAGGGGGCUUCAUCUCUCCACAGCGCCAACGUCAGCCUGCAGAUUUCACACAACAGCCUCUUUGACCUCAUCAGCUCGGUGUUUUCUCUGCCCGGCGCUGAAGGGCCACUCUACACCACUGCGCCGUUCAUCGAUCAGAUUUGAAACUUGCUGUGUAAAACAGUGGCCAGUCAGUGAACUGCUGAAUAUCGGAAGACUUGACAAUCAACUGGUUACUUACAAUUAAGGCAAGACUAAGCACUGCUCAUCUCAUUUUCCCCCCGUCUUCUUUGCACUAUUGAAACACUGACACUUAACCACUACAAAAGUAGAAAAGGUCUCCUCAGCUAGUUAAUUGUUACAAAACAAACUUGUAAAAUGGUACUGUACAUGUCAGAUUCUUUGUGUGUGUGUGUAUUUAUAUUACAUAUACUUUUAUAAACUUUUUUUUAUAUAAGCUUUUCUCCUGUAUGUGUUACCUCUGCAAACAGAUGUUUGUCUCAUUAGUGCUGGUUAUUAGGUUUGACUACUACUCCGAUAUAGAUCUGUUAAGAGCUUUUAAACUAUGUAAAUAUGUGACCAAUGUUAUUACUUUUCUGUAUUUAACUGAGAAUAUUAAGUUUUCAAAUGAUAUAAUGGCAAAAAAAACUAAUUGUUUUUUUUUUAAUUAUGCAAACUAGGUCUUAAAGAACCAAGAGAACUCUUAAGAAAAUGAGGAACAAGGCUGUUGUAUUGUAUGUGUUGGUUGCUUGUGAUCUUUAGAUCCUUAAGGAAGAAGGAAAUAAAAGCACACAGUGUACUGUUA
Molecule: messenger RNA, 2123 nt
Organism: Fundulus heteroclitus (mummichog)
Lineage: Eukaryota; Metazoa; Chordata; Actinopteri; Cyprinodontiformes; Fundulidae
Gene: irf7
Product: interferon regulatory factor 7
Exons: 10
Coding region: 164-1483 (439 amino acids)
Biological process (GO): regulation of transcription by RNA polymerase II; immune system process
Cellular component (GO): nucleus
Molecular function (GO): protein binding; RNA polymerase II cis-regulatory region sequence-specific DNA binding; DNA-binding transcription factor activity, RNA polymerase II-specific
Source: RefSeq, a predicted model, not a curated record